AUGUCACUCGUCCUAACCGGGGCCGAGGGCGCAUGCGACAGACGGGCGGCGGGCGGCGGGCGGGCAGCUCCCGCUUGUCCACCACACUUCCCACCCCGCGACCACCGGCUCACCACCUGCCCGUCCGAUUUCCCUCACUCCAUCCUUUCCUUGGCAGGGCCUCCAGACGGCGCACACUUACGGAACCUGGGCCCCAGCACGUCAACAUCCGGUUGUCGAGCCGACCAUCACCCAUCAAAUAUAUCGCCCAUGAAGAGGAUAGCAACGCCCAGCUUGACGAGCCGGCUGCUCGUCGCCGCUCGCUCCGGAGUGUCGCCCGCCACUGCCGCCAUCCGAUCCCGAUCUGCAAUCUCGGUGCGAUCGCAAUCGACAGCUGCCCUCGCUCAGCACGAUGCAUCUCACGACCUCAACAAUGACCGGUUCCCCCCGCUUGAGCCCCUCCCCCCCGCGGCCGAGUCCCUACCGUCGCCCCUCCCCGAACGGGCCUUGACCUCGGCCAAACUGGCCGCCCUCCACGCCCGUUUGAACCUUUCUCCCAAGAUCCCCCUACAGACAUUGGCAAGGACACUGGUCGACGCCUCGGCCGACGAGAACCCGCAGUUCAACAACGCCAACCUCGCCUUCGUUGGCCAGACCCUCAUCAACUACCAUAUUGCCGAAUGGCUCCUCUGCAAAUACCCCCGUCUACCCCAGGGAAUUCUCUUCAGUGCCAUGAAGGCUUAUGCCGGACCGAAGCCCUUGCUCCAGAUUGCGCGGUCAUGGGGUGUUGAUACCGCCGCGGUGCCCGGCGGCGAGGUGGAUCCCGGUCUUCUGCAGUUCGAUGCCCUUAAGCCCGGCGUCUCCAUCACAAAUUUCGGCUACAAGCGUACAGAGCUCGCCUACCUCGAGAAGUUCAAGUGGCGUCGCGGUAUGGCCUCGCGUGUCGUUCUCGACGACGACUUUGGUGAUGUCGUGCGCAGCGACCCCAAGGUUGCCGCCGAUCUGGAGAAGGCGAUGGAAGAGCAGGAUCAGGACAAGACUCCCGACGAGGAGGAGGCCGAGAUGGUCGCUAAUGAGCAGGACCAGGACGUGAGCUACGACCGCUACGGCAACCCCGACACCCGGGCCGCUGCUGAGCGGGCCCACGCCUAUUUUGUGCGCGCCGUCGUCGGUGCCAUCUACGCCCACUGCGGCCGCGAGGCCGCCAAGGCCUUUGUCAAGGCGCACAUCAUGUCACGCACCCUCGACAUCGCCAAGCUCUUCGAAUUCAAGUACCCCACCCGCGAGCUCGCCGCGCUCUGCGCCCGUGAGGAUUUCGAGGCCCCCGUGGCUCGCCUCCUCUCCGAGACGGGUCGCCAGUCGCGCACCCCCGUUUUUGUUGUCGGUAUCUACAGCGGCAGCGACAAGCUCGGCGAGGGCGCCGCCUCCUCUCUCGACCACGCCCGCUUCAAGGCCGCCAUGAACGCCCUGAAGGCUUGGUAUCUCUACAGCCCUGGCGAGAACCCUCGGGUACCCAGUGAUAUGCUGGAGGAGGGUGCCAAGCCCUGGACGCCAGCAUACAUUGAUAUGGGUGAGGUUAUCUCCCGCUAA
Neurospora hispaniola is the source of this 1569-nucleotide messenger RNA. RefSeq names its product ribonuclease III. The coding region runs from base 1 to 1569 and encodes 522 amino acids. Gene Ontology annotation, molecular function: ribonuclease III activity; double-stranded RNA binding; structural constituent of ribosome. Gene Ontology annotation, biological process: RNA processing. The record is from RefSeq and is a predicted model, not a curated record. Lineage: Eukaryota; Fungi; Ascomycota; Sordariomycetes; Sordariales; Sordariaceae. The transcript is spliced from 2 exons. Gene Ontology annotation, cellular component: mitochondrion.